CUGCCUUUCACCUGUGGCUGGAGAGACUUGGCAGCUCUGUGUUUUUUGUGCUUUCAGCUCAUAACCUGUGGCAUUUUACAGAUUGGCACUGGAAUCAAAGCACUUUAAACUGCGGUUUUACCAUUUUUGAAGCCGUACUCGCUGUGAUCACUGAACCAGAUCUGAGCUCUGGUUAACAUCUAAGGUCACUGCCAGGCAUCCAGUUAAACACUGUUGGCAAAGAGACAAUGGAGGUGGGUCUGCAGCCUCCUUAAUCUUGUGCAACAUAGUUACAGCAUUUUCUCAGAUCUACGGUACAAUGCAUGAAGGCAACACCGUACUAGUUCUCAUGCUAGUUUUGGGCCCCUUCCAUGUUCAGGAUAUUGAUCCUGGGACGUUUUCUGGUGACGACAAGAUUUCAUACGGCUCGACGACAGGAGUUAGAAGGCUUGGUGGCUGGUUGCCAUAGGCGGGCCAUGGGCAGCAGCCAAGCCUUACAAGGCCGUGCACCACUCAGAAAGUCCAGUGGUGGAGUGUGUGGAAUCUCCUACUGUGAGAGUGAUUCUCCUGAGCUGAGCAAGACAAGCAGAUUAGAUUUCAUCAUGAACACAGACAAACAGCCUGAUGGAUUUGCCCCCUCAGAGGGAGACGGGAUGGACGUUGGACGUGAUGUCGAAGAUGCAAAGUCAAAGGAAGAGGAAGAAGAGAGGGAGGAUAACUCAUUCAGCGAGAAUGGAAUACAGUGUGCUGAAGGUACGAUAAAGACGGAGGCUGAAGAGAUGGAUGAUAACGAGCAGUACUCCAAGACCGAAAAAGAAAGAGAGAUUGUACCGAAAGAGGAAGCAGAAGGGGGCAGCGAGGACGGGAUGGAGGAAGGAUUCGACGAGGAGAGGACAGAGGAGGACGAGGAAGAGGAGAGGGACGGGGAGGGGGAAGAAGAGGGGGACAAUCUGAACGAGCCGCAGGACCUGUCCCUUGUAGACUACUCGCGCUACGACGGCGCCGGCCUGACGGACGCCCACGCGGCCGCGGCGGCAGAAGGGGCCUACGCUUCUGGAGCGGUGGCCCCUCGCAUCCAGGCAGCAGGCAAGCUCAACUGUGACAUCUGUGGCCUGUCCUGCGUCAGCAUCAACGUACUGCUGGUGCACAAACGCAGCCACACGGGUGAGAGGCCAUUCCACUGCAGUCAGUGUGGGGCCUCCUUCACCCAGAAGGGAAACCUGCUUCGCCACAUCAAACUGCACUCUGGGGAGAAGCCUUUCAAAUGCCCCAUGUGCAGCUACGCCUGCCGUAGACGUGACGCUCUGAGCGGGCACCUGCGCACCCAUUCUGUAGAAAAACCGUUCAAGUGCAACCACUGCAGUCGCAGCUACAAGCAGCGAAGCUCCCUAGAAGAGCACCGAGAGAGGUGCCAUGUGUUCAUCCAGAACAAAGGUGCUGCUGAAAGAGCGGAGGACGGCCACACGUCUAGGACUCAGAUGGGCACCGAGCGCGCUCUGCUGCUCGACAGGCUCGCCAGCAACGUAGCCAAACGGAAGAGUUCAAUGCCACAGAAGUUCACUGGCGACAACGGUGUCUGCCUGGACUUGAGCUUUAACAGGGAGCUGGUCGCCCGAACUGACGUCAAAGAGCCUCAUCCGGGCUCCCCGGGGCCUGACUCCCACCAUCAACAACAAUCCAUGCUCACAGACAACGACCCGGCCCCCUCCCACAGGCCCUACCCCAUCCCAUUAAGCCGCAACGAUAUCAGCCCAAUGGGCCUCACCAACGGCCACAAGAUGGGCAUGCCUCUCCUCGGCCUCCACCACGCCGCCCAGCCGCCCCUCGGCAUGGACUCAUUCCACGCUGACGGUUCCCAGAUGUCCCAGCCCAUCAUGUACAGCUUAGGGCACCUGCUGGGGGGGAUGAACCACCAGAACGGCGUCCCUCACCCGCACGCCCAGCCAAUCCCUUUGUCCCCUCUGGAGGCUUUGAGGGUGGUGAGGGCGGACGGAGAGGGCGGAGCGUUGCCAGGGGCGGUGUACCCCUGCGGCCACUGCAGGGUGAUCUUUCUGGACUAUGUCAUGUUCACCAUCCACAUGGGGUGCCACGGCUUCCGCGACCCGCUCGAGUGCAACGUGUGCGGCCACCGCAGCAGGGACCGCUAUGAGUUCUCUUCACAUAUAGCCCGCGGUGAACACCGCCUAGAACUGAAGUAGCUUUCAUUCAUGCAGACGAGCACAUGCUUAUACACACAUAUGUUCACACAGAUAACACUGUAUCAACACACACACAAACACACACAGAUUUAGUCAUAUAAGUAGCUAGUAGUAUCAGAAAUGAAAGCAUGAAGUAGCAGCUAUCUCUCUCUCUGUCUGAUUUGUGUCUGUGUGUUUUUGUGUGUGUGUGUGUGUGUGUGUGUGUGAGAGAGAGAGAGAGACAGAGAGAGAGAGAGAGACGUUAAAGGAGUGUGACGGUUUCAGAGUGUUCUUAGUCAUACUGUACUCAUCUGAAAAGAUGGCCUGUAAAGUGUUUAUGCAGGAGUAAUUGUACUUCCUAUUCAUACAUACAUUUAUACUUAAUGUUCUUAGUUGUAACCACUGUUUAUAUCAUACAGUACUACAUUCAAAUGUUCAUAACAAAGUAGCAUAUAUGAGUGAAUUUUCUAUCUGCUGUUGGUUUUCCUGUUAUUUGUGUAAAUGUGUAAAAUAAAAGCAAAUGCUUUUUUUCUUUCUCUUCAUCACACCUACUGUAA
Scomber scombrus (Atlantic mackerel) is the source of this 2713-nucleotide messenger RNA. RefSeq names its product zinc finger protein Aiolos-like. Gene Ontology annotation, biological process: regulation of transcription by RNA polymerase II. The transcript has 10 exons. Gene Ontology annotation, molecular function: RNA polymerase II cis-regulatory region sequence-specific DNA binding; DNA-binding transcription factor activity. The record is from RefSeq and is a predicted model, not a curated record. Bases 351 to 2177 code for a protein of 608 amino acids. Lineage: Eukaryota; Metazoa; Chordata; Actinopteri; Scombriformes; Scombridae.